Molecule: messenger RNA, 478 nt
Organism: Entrophospora sp. SA101
Lineage: Eukaryota; Fungi; Glomeromycota; Glomeromycetes; Entrophosporales; Entrophosporaceae
Source: the annotation of a GenBank genome assembly
AUGUCUUACUCAUCUCAUCAAAAUUUUGAAAAUAUUAUAAAAUCAUUUAAAGAUAUAACUGACUUGUCUGAAAGUUUAAUUCAACAAGUUGGAUCAAGUCAAACCCCAAUAUAUGUUUCCUCGAGCAACUUUGAGGACUUACCAAAUGUAUUUAUCUGUUUAAGCUUAGCCGAAUUCCAGAAUAAAGUACAUAGAAAUGAUAGAACAGAGAUUUCUCCUAUUACAACGUUAGCAACCGCCACAUUAACAUCAAAUUUGCAAUCAUUUAAAGUUGGACCUACUACUAAUGUUCCCCCCAGUUUAAUAAGACCGAGAAGUGAAGUAUCGAAUGCAAUGGUAAUGCCAUCGGACUCAAGGUUCGCAUCACUGUUAACGAUGGACUGUUCAACAUUGAAGUGGUUGUCAGCAAUUUUUGAUAUGCGAACAUCUGGUAGCGGUUUUGAUAUGGUUGAAGUUCCAAAUAACAGUAAGAAUACUG